Molecule: messenger RNA, 3898 nt
Organism: Diaporthe batatas
Lineage: Eukaryota; Fungi; Ascomycota; Sordariomycetes; Diaporthales; Diaporthaceae
Exons: 2
Coding region: 1387-3414 (675 amino acids)
Source: RefSeq, a predicted model, not a curated record
GUCACCGUCGCGCAGGCAUCAUGACAUACACAGCUGGGUGAUACCGUUUCUCACACUGGCACACUGGCACACUGGCCAGGAGCAGCUGCCGGCCACUGCUACCUGCCCAGGCCCCAAUCUGGACCUCACGAGAAACUCUCAUUCGGGUGGUUUGUUCUGGAUUUCUGGAUUUAAUUAGGACGCUAAUGAUACACAGUAAUCAAACAAGGAUGUGCUCUCACAAUUUGCUGCUUCUUUUUUCGGGCGGCUCGUUCGCCGGUCGGUCGGUCACAAUGCCACUCAAUGCAUCUCGUCUCCCCCCCACUGCCAACCUCACCUCUUGUCGACCGAGCAGUUUGGCUGCCGCUGCCGCUGCCCCCUCCAGCCGUCAGUCACAUCACCGCCGCACACUGCGUGCUGCCGUUAAUGCAAGUCCACGGCGGCAGGACGGACAGUGUCUCGUGUGCAUGCACAAUCAAUUGUCCGCUCGCCGUUGCCGUGCUGCGUCUAUUUCCACGACCAUGUGUGGAAACCUAGACACUCGACCACUGGUCUCGCCCUGACACCUGUCCGCGCACACAUACACACACCCACACCCCCCCUCCUCUGGCCCUCUGCCUCCCUCAUGUGGAAGAGGCCCUCGGAGCUACUGUGUACAACAGACGCCACCAAGCUCUUCCCUGCACAUCAUCUCUAUCCACUCGAGCACCCUGUGCAGCUCCAUACAACCAGCCACUCGGUCCUGCUGCCCUGCUGCCCUGGGCGGCACCAGCCAGGUUGGGUGUGCCGUCGUUGCUGCUUGACAUCUUCUCCACGUUCUGGCACGGACUGUCAAUUGGGCUCCGCCCCGGCUCCACGGUCUUGCUCUUGAAGCUCAUCGGGACUUGGCCCCCUGCCUGGCCCCCCCAGCCCCAAUGAAGAGUAGGGGUUCCGAGAAGCGAGACGAGCAACAUUUCCCAGGGUCGACGCCAAUCGAUAUCGCCUCCCUCUCUGCCUUGGCCGGCAGGCUUUUAUCAAGUCACCAGUUAUCCCGACCUGCCUCUCUUGCCCGGCUGCGUCUUUAGACCGUCACCUCGACAUCGACCCAUAACAAGCUUCCCCUGGACCACCGAGCUUCUCCGCGGCCUUGCGCUUAAAUCGCCCGGUUUCGUUGCCUAAUACGCCCAGCAACGUCGUGUUUGCCGCCUUCCUCUCCUUCUCCCCCGCCCAAGGCCGUCCUCUUAUUGUUUACCUUGUACCCGGGGGCUGUGGUCUAUCAACUCGCGGGACUUGUAUCGCACCGAACUCACCACCAUCCAGAGACCUGUCAUAUCGUCUCGGUUUGGAUCUAACGGGCGGAAAUCCACGACCCACCGUUCUGAAGUCCUAAAUUCUCCGACUCGGGCCAGCCAGGGUGCCUCAACAAGGAUGGCUGAAGCGAACUUGAGUGCCGAAACAACCACCAAGGCUCCGAAGGACAAGAAUUGCCCUUACUGCGGGCAGGCUUUCACUUCGUCUUCUCUUGGACGACACCUUGACCUGUACAUCAAGGAGAGGAACCCAAAGGCACCCGAUGGCAUCCACAACGUCGAGGAGAUCCGGAAGAUCCGGGGAGGCAUCACUCGGCGACAUCACAAGGGCAGCAGGAGAGCUAGCUCAGACCCCGCCGCCAGCCAUGCCGGAUCCAGACGCAGUCCGGAGGCUUCUGAUGCUGAGUCGCCAGCGGCAAAAUCACCAGGUAUGCCUAAGGAAAAACGGUCCGCAGCGGACUUGACCAAGGGUUUAGCACCCUUUAUUGCCUCAUGGGAGACAACCGGGGUCAUUAACAACAUCCCUCAAGCAGAAGUUGGAGGCGGGAGCGCGGAUGCCGUCCGGAAAGCAAAUACACAAAGGGCACACAGCAGGCAGAUGAUCAAAUCGUCCUUCGAGGUCAAGCAAAAAGUCCAGGACGCCCUCGACCGAGCCAGGGCUGCAGAACUGGCACUGCGGGAAAUCCUCAGCUCGUGGAGAGCGGCAAAGCAGCAGGUGAAUGUGCAUUCGAUGCCGUUCGACUUCGAUCCGCUCUCGCUAGACUUCCCAGCCCUGUGUCUUCAAUGCUUGGAGCCGCCACCAACAUUGUUCUCGUCUACGCAGCAUCCAACCCCAACGUCGUGGUCCAUAACUCCUCCUGGGGAGAAGCAGGAUCAAGCACUGCUGGCCUAUUUUCGAGAAGAAUUUCGAAAGUGGAAGAUCACUUGUGCUUCUGCAACGACGGCAAUCAUGGAAGAACUGACUUACCCACCUUCACAAGCAGCAACAUUCCAAGAGAACACCCGUGACUCAGUACAAAAAGCAGAACGAGCUGCUGAAAACCUCGAGAGGCAAGUCACGGAGCAUCUUACCUCGGCCUUUUCCGUGUGGCAGCAGCUUUCCCCACAGCGCCGGCAAGAACUAUGGAUAUUGGAGCUGGCACGAAGCGUAGGGAGGAAACAGAAGGAGGUGGACAGGUUGAAGGAGACACAACACUCGCUCGAGCAGGAGAACACCAACCUCAAGUCUCAGAUCGAUCAUCUGAAUCGACUACAGCAACCACGCGAGUUCAAAGUCGCCAACCCAAUGACUUGGGGCAUGAGCCAAAAGAUGAUACAGCUUGCGGCGGAAGCGGGCGUCAGUGGCCGUCGGGUGGUUGGACUAAACCUAGAGGAUCGCCAUUCAGACCUAAACACCGUGGUCUCGAGCGCUAUCGACAGAUGGAAACACGUGAUCGUAUCCUCAAGGGCAACGAGUGGCCUGGCUGCUCAGAGACCUCUUGAUCCGUCGUCUGCGCAAAUACCUACCACCACGACGCAGCCCCCCACGCCGGCUGGCCAACAGGCACACGUGCAACAAUCGUCGCCCAGCGUCUCUACCUUUUCUCAAGUGCCCUUUCCACGAAAUACGCCACGAAGUCCAGCUGUGCCAACAAUCAUAGCCACCAGCGAGACCAAGACAUCGAUCGCCGGAACCCCCUCGGAACAAUCUGCCGAUGAUUCAGACCGAGAAUCGGAGCAGGACGCAGAUGAAGGGGAGGAUGCUGAUGCCGACGCUGACGCCGACGCUGAUGCCGAAGCUGACGUUGAGAUGAGCGGUGGAGAGGGAUACCUCUCAGCGGCACAUACGCCAGUUCCCCAGACCAUUGCGCAGAUGCCUCAAACUCCGAUGCCACACAGUCCCAUGCCUCAUAGCCCAAUGCCGCAUAGCCCGAUGCCCCACGGCCAAAUCACCCAUGACCAACAACCCUACGCCACUCAGCAGAUGGCGGCAGAGGCACGGCAGAACCCAUAUCCGCAGAACCCAGCCGGGGCUGGCAAUUACGCAACGCAAGCUGGAAUACUCCCUAGCCAACAGCUACAGCUGGGACAGCAGGCUUUUGGUCAUCAGUACCGGCCUAGCCACGGCCACGGCGGGGGAAUGAAUAUGUCGUGGGACAAUCAAUGACGGCGCGAUGACCAACCUGCGACUGACCCAUUAGUAGUCGACUUACUUGGACUGGGGAUAGUCUCAGGUUGGCCAAAGCAAGCUGCCGAAUGGUUUGCCGGGUUCGCUGAUCACGGGCUCCGAGUUGAAUCGUGAUUCACGUAGUUCAUACCGACGCGAAGCAACUUGCGCUCGGAGCACUAUCUAUUAUCGAACACUAUCAUUUGAUCAAGCGUCUGCAUGAAACUAUGCCAGAGGGGCACCCCUCCGUCUCCACCACCUAGACUCUCGUACCUGCUGGUACGAGCUUGGUAGACUAGGGUCUAGAAGGAGUCGCCACUUUGCAAGGCACAUCGAGAUGCGCUCGGCAUCUGUUCUGCGCAAUCAUCUAGAGCCUCUGAAGGUGGGCUAAACAUAUAACCUAGAAUAUUAAGUUGUGUGGCCUUUUACUACGGGAACAUAAAUAAAUCUAGUAAUAAUAAUAAUAGUAAUUCUUGAAUCCAUA